AACAAAGAUUCUACUCUAGUCAUUGAACCAGACUCACCACCAAACAGCAUAGUUAUUCAUGGAAACAAAGUACCUUAUCUUGAAGUACGCACCUACCCUGGAUAUCACUUGAAGUUUGAUGUGACCAAUUCAUCACAAGUUUUACCUCGGUUUACAGUCACCCCUGGCCUUGUUCCAUAUAGCAACGCAUUCUAUCCAAUCAGUUUUGAUCAACCAAACAUCACAUUUACUAACAACAUGUCCUCCUUUGAACUUGGGACACAGUUUGCAGUCCUACAUCCAAGCCACGGGAAUUUCUUUGGAGAUAAUUAUACUUUUGCUGUGGUUGAAAUAUCUGCUGUUCUUACAGGAGAUUCAUUGAUAUGUUCACAUUUCCCCCUGGUUGUCCCAAGUGACGAGCUGUGCGAUGGCAAAUAUUUUUGUGCAUCUUAUGAUGAUGAAACUCACAGCACCUGUGAACCCAGUCACGUUCAGUACCUGCAAGAGGAAGAGAACAUAACAGUAACAUCUCCAGCCUACCCAGAAAACUUUGAGGAUUCAUUGUUCUUCACAUACGUCCUUCAGACCAAUGCAUCUGGCUUCCGAAUUGUACUCCAGGACAUAUCUCUUGGGUAUGGAGACAUCCUUAGUUUUGGUCGUGGUGCUGAUCCAUUUUUCAACACACCACCAACGUUCAGCUUUGCUUACUAUAACUACAGUGUUGAUGGGAGUUACGUCAUUGCAUCCUCAUCAAUGUGGAUAAGGCUGAUUUCUUCAAGUGAUGCGGACCCCUAUGGUUACUAUGAUUACUUCACAGAAAGGGUGUUUGGUGUGCUCAUUCAGAGCAUUAAUACAUCUGACCUUUUUUUUUGUUCUGAUGGCACAUUUUUCAAUUCUUCCGCUCGUUGUGAUGGUGUUGUUCAUUGUAGAGAUGGAGCUGAUGAACAUGGGUGUGAAUACCUGAUCAGUGUUGGAGAAACCUUCUACUUGUCAUUCUAUUCAUACUAUGGAUACAAUACUAACAGGUUAUGGUUAUUUAAAAUCGAUUCUCCAAGCAGUGCACCCAGCCUCGCCUUCUUUGUGUACAUUCAUGAUGUUUAUAUACCAUAUGGUGGCAUACUUCGCAUUGGCUCUGGGCUUGUCCCCAGGAAUGACACAGAAAUCAACUUCUCUAGUGGUUAUUAUUAUGUUGGGUCAAGAAGGCUCAUCCAGUCAUCAGAGAUGCAUGUAGAGCUCAUGAGACCUUACUAUUACUAUUCUUAUUUCUACAUGGAGAUUACACCCCGUUCAACAGAAGGUCUCUUUAUAUGUAAUGACGAAUCCUACGCUGUCAACAAGUCUUCUUUGUGUGAUGCCAACGUAGACUGUCCAGAUUCUAGUGAUGAAAACAGCUGUGUCCACACCUUAAAUCUUACAGACACAAUAGAGUUUUACAGUCCUGGUUACCCUUAUUACUAUGGAAGUGACAAAUAUGCUUUGUGGCUCUUUAAUACAAGUGGUACUGCCCCCGCCAACUCCAUGGCAGUAGCAUUCAACAUCACCCUUAACAUCGUGUAUCUUUACUAUGGUGAUACCAUACGGAUAGGACCUGGUCUUGUACCCAGCAAUGAUUCUGCAUUCUACCGUGGACGCCUCAUAAACUAUGUAACACAGCACAUGUUAGCUGCAUCAGAGAUGUUCAUUGAAUUCACCUCAACACCAUACUCCGAAUAUGGGACCUUCAAAAUAGAUAUAUCAGUGGUCUAUCUUUCAGAUCCCUUCUCAUGCAAGAAAGACCCCUGGUCAGUUGAUGGAUCUGCAAAAUGUGACGUAAUACCGGAUUGUGAAGAUGGUAGCGAUGAAGAAUCAUGUGUUCAUGUGAUGAAUAGUGGCCAGCAUCUGGACGUUCUUUCACCAAAUUACCCACAUGAAUACUCAACCAACACUAUUAUCUUAUGGCGCUUUGAGGCAAAUUCAUCAGUAGAAGGCAACUACACUUUUGUUGUGAGGAUCCAUGAGUUAUACCUUGACAGCUAUGAUACUUUGAGGAUAGGACUUGGUGCUGAUCCAAAUGGAACUGCUGUUGCUAAUUUCUAUGGCUAUGAACACCGGUAUGAUGAUAGCAUUACCAUUGAAGGAGACCAGCUCUUUAUUCAAUUUACAUCUGAUGACUACAAUGACUAUUAUGUUUCAGGAUAUUUUAAAAUAGAGGUUGGACUCUAUCGAGGAGAAGACAUCUUUGAUUGCGAUGAUGGUGAGAAGAUUUUGCAUCAAAAUGAUCUAUGUGACUUGAUUCCUAGUUGUGUAGAUGGAAGUGAUGAGUAUGAUUGUGAAUAUAUCUUGGAUGUGGAUUCGCAUGUUCAGCUUUCAACUUUCAACUAUCCGUUCUGGUACUAUCAACCAAAUUCCUACGUGCUGUGGACUUUCCAAGCAGACGUAGACUCGGGUGACAUUGUUUCUGAGUUAUCCUUCGGAACGGUCCACCUUGGUAAUUAUGGAGACACUCUGAAAAUUGGACGUGACUGGGACUCUACAAAUUCUUCAGGGCAUGUGAUAACCUCUUUUUACGGUUAUUCCUACAUUCUUCCAGAAAACCUCUACAUCACAGCUAAUAACUUCUUUGUUGAGUUCAAAUCAGACUCAUUCUAUGAAGGAUAUGGAUUUCUUAUUAACAUCACAGUUUUCAAUGCAUCAGGUUAUUUCUUCUGCGAUGGGAGUGCGUGGCACAACCGUUCAGUGCAAUGCGACUUAAAUGUCGACUGUGAUGAUGGGACGGAUGAAAAUGGAUGCGAUAUUGAAUUAGCAGUUGGUGAAUCAGUGAAUAUGACAUCAGACUAUCACUCAAUAUCAGACUAUCACUCAAAAGGUGGCUAUGUGCUAUGGAAGCUCAGUACAUCAAACCAGGCUUUUCUGAUCGAACCAUCAUAUCAUUAUCUAACGUAUGGCUCGUACCUCACCUUUGGUUAUGGACAUGACCCAAACAUCAAUGGCACCAGGACAUGGACUAUAUACUCCUAUGAUGAGUCCUAUUAUACCAUCUUUCCAGAGUCAGCUCAGUUCCACAUGAUGAACAAUUCACAAAUGUUUAUUGAAUAUGUGUACUCGUAUUACAGUUACAGCGACUUCAGUUUCCAAAUCACUUCUGUAGAUGGUGGAGACUUUGAAUACUGUGACAUUGAACCAAGUACUGAAGCUGUCAAAACAGAAUCCCUGUGCAAUGGAAUAAUAGAGUGCAAGAAUGGCAAUGAUGAGUAUAUGUGUGAUCCAUUUGAAGUAUCCCCAGGAGAUGUCUUGACUCUUCAGUCAUACGGAAAAGUAUAUUACUCCGGAUAUCAGGCAACAUCUGUAACUUGGUCCCUGAUUGCCCCUGAUGAUACCUAUCUUGUGCUCCAUUUCACAAUCCUUGCCAUUGCUCAAAAUGACACGUUGUGUGUAGGACAAGGAAAUGAUGCUCUAAAUGAUUCAUCCGUCAUUAGCUGCAUUUCAGUAUUCAAUAGUCUGGGCUAUUGGUAUUACUGGGAAGAUGAAGCUAACGAUGUCUACGCCAGCGUUGUGACUGGUCCCACCUCAAGCAGUCUUUGGGUAUGGUUUAACUCAACAUCUGAUUAUGAACGAAGUGCAUUCCAAAUCCUUGCUUCAGCAGUAUCAGAAGUAGAUGACUACAUACCGUGCGGUGAUAGCACUCACUUGUUCUACCAUGUGAACCAAUCAUGUGAUGGAGCAGCUGUCUGUCCGGAACGUGAAGAUGAAACUGUUUGUCCUCCACGGCAGAUAAACUUCUCUGCUGAUUCCGAAAACAGUCCUGUUACAGUUGGUAUUAUGUUAUACUCUGAGAUCAGACCAAACCUUCAUAUCAUAUGGACAGUUCAUGCAGAAUCUGGAGUGCUGGCUUUUAUCCUCAGGGAUUAUAACGUGAAUGAUUACACUGGAGAAGAUGUUCUUCAAAUAGGAGAAGGCCUGCUAUCUGGAGGAAGAGUUCUCUUCAAUGCAACAGAUGACUACAACUAUUAUUACAAAUAUUACAGAUAUGUUGAGACAACAACAACUGAUGGCUGGAUUCUCUUUAAAACAGGGUCUCUUAUUGGAUCUUACUUCUCACUGAUCGUCCGAAAUGGGAAUAUCACUGGUGAUUUCUGUGACUUUGAACUUGGUACUUUCUGUUCCUGGAAACCAACAAAUGAUUCAACAAGUUAUUACAAAGGACCCUGGGCUGUUACCUCAGGCAACGAAUCUUACUCUCAGUAUCAGGAACUUGACCAUACUCAUAAUUCGACAGAUGGUCUCUACUUAUUGAUGUCGCCCUCCUAUUACUACUACGAAGACUACACUUUGGAAAUGGAAGUAUUGAGGUCUGAUCCCCUUGCUGAUCAAUGUCUAUCAUUUUGGUACAUCAUUACCGGGAGACUUCAUCUCAGAAUCUCUUACAAAACUAAUGGAUCAGAGGCUGAUUAUUUCUUGCUUUGGAUGAACCAAAGUCCGGAAGAACACGAUUGGGCAUAUGCUGAAGUCAACCUGUUUGGCCUCCCAUCUGGAACUGCUAUUCUUGAAGGGAUCUCUGAUGACUAUUAUUACUACUACAGCUACGAAUUCAUUGCUAUAGAUGAUAUAGGAAUUGUGUCUUGUAGCACUGAUUCUGCUCUAGUCAUUGAACCAGGCUCGCCACCAAACAGCAUAGUUAUUCAUGGAAACAAAGUACCUUAUCUUGAAGUACGCACCUACCCUGGAUAUCACUUGAAGUUUGAGGUCACCAAUUCAUCAGAAGCUUUACCUCGGUUUACAGUCACCCCUGGCCUUGUUCCAUAUAGCAACGCAUUCUAUCCAAUCAGUUUUGAUCAACCAAGCACCACAUUUACUAUCAACAUGUCCUCCUUUGAACUUGGGACACAGUUUGCAGUCCUACAUCCAAGCCAGGGGAAUUUCUUUGGAGAUAAUUAUACUUUUGCUGUGGUUGAAAUAUCUGCUGUUCUAACAGGAGAUUCAUUGAUAUGUUCACAUUUCCCCCUGGUUGUCCCAAGUGACGAGCUGUGCGAUGGCAAAUAUUUUUGUGCAUCUUAUGAUGAUGAAACUCACAGCACCUGCCAACCCAGUCACGUUCAGUACCUGCAAGAAGAAGAGAACAUAACAGUAACAUCUCCAGCCUACCCAGAAAACUUUGAGGAUUCAUUGUUCUUCACAUACGUCCUUCAGACCAAUGCAUCUGGCUUCCGAAUUGUACUCCAGGACAUAUCUCUUGGGUAUGGAGACAUCCUUAGUUUUGGUCCUGGUGCUGAUCCAUUUUUCAACACACCACCAACGUUCAGCUUUGCUUACUAUAACUAUAGUGUUGAUGGGAGUUACGUCAUUGCAUCCUCAUCAAUGUGGAUAAGGCUGAUUUCUUCGUCAAGUGAUGCGGACCCCUAUGAUUACUAUGAUUACUUCACAGAAAGGGUGUUUGGUGUGCUCAUUCAGAGCAUUAAUACAUCUGACCUCUAUGUUUGUUCUGAUGGAAAGUUUUUCAAUUCUCCCGCUCGGUGUGAUGGUAUUGAUCAUUGUAGAGAUGGUGCUGAUGAAAAUGGAUGUGAAUACCUGAUCAGUGUUGGAGAAACCUUCUACUUGUCAUUCUAUUCAUACUAUGGAUACUAUACUAACAGGUUAUGGUUAUUCAAAAUUGAUUCUCCAAGCAAUGCACCCAGUCUCGCCUUCUUUGUGUACAUUCAUAAUAUUUAUAUACCAUAUGGUGGCAUACUUCGCAUUGGCUCUGGGCUUGUCCCCAGGAAUGACACAGAAAUCAACUUCUUUAGUGGUUAUCAUUAUGUUGGGUCAAGAAGGCUUAUCCAGUCAUCAGAGAUGCAUGUAGAGCUCAUGAGACCUUACUAUUACUAUUCUUAUUUCUACAUGGAGAUUACACCCCGUUCAACAGAAGGUCUCUUUGUAUGUAAUGACGAAUCCUAUGCUGUCAACAAAUCUUCUUUGUGUGAUGUCAGCGUAGACUGUCCAGAUUCCAGUGAUGAAAACAGCUGUGUUCAUGUGAUGAAUAGUGGCCAGCAUCUGGACGUUCUUUCACCAAAUUACCCACAUGAAUACUCAACCAACACUAUUAUCUUAUGGCGCUUUGAGGCAAAUUCAUCGAUAGAAGGCAACUAUACUUUUGUUGUGAGGAUCCAUGAGUUAUACCUUGACAGCUAUGAUACUUUGCGGAUAGGACUUGGUGCUGAUCCAAAUGGAACUGCUGUGGCUAAUUUCUCUGGCUAUGAACACCGCUAUGGUGAUAGCAUUACCAUUAAAGGAGACCAGCUCUUUAUUCAUUUUACAUCUGAUGACUACAAUGGCUAUUAUGUUUCAGGAUAUUUUAGAAUAGAAGUUGGACUCUAUGGAGAAGACAUCUUUAUUUGUGAUGAUGGUGAGAAGCUUUUGCAUCAAGGUGAUGUAUGUGACUUGAUUCCUAGUUGUGUAGAUGGAAGUGAUGAGUAUGAUUGUGAAUAUAUCUUGGAUGUGGAUUCGCAUGUUCAGCUUUCAACUUUCAACUAUCCGUAUGAGUACUAUCAACCAAAUUCCUACAUACUGUGGACUUUCAAAGCAGACGUAGACUCGGGUGAUAUUGCUUCUGAGUUAUCCUUCGGAACGGUCCACCUUCGUAAUUAUGGAGACACUUUGAAAAUUGGACGUGACUGGGACUCUACAAAUUCUUCAGGGCAUGUGAUUACCUCAUUUUAUGGUUAUUACUACAGUCGUCCAGAAAACCGCUACAUCACAGCUAAUAACUUCUUUGUUGAGUUCAAAUCAGACUCAUUCUACGGAGGAUUGGGAUUUCUUAUUAACAUCACAGUUUUCAAUGCAUCAGGACUAGCCUUCUGCGGCGAUGGUCAGGGGAUCAAAAGCAGCUCUCAAUGUGACUUGACACCAGACUGUGUUGAUGGUGGGGAUGAACAGGACUGUGUCUUUGAGUUGAGCCUUGGGACGAGCAUACAUCUUUCUUCUCAUAACUAUCCUGAUUACUAUCCUGACGAUGCCUAUGUAAUAUGGAGAUUCCAGUAUGAUCCACUAUUAGACAGAGAGAGUAUAAUCUACGUCAUACGGUUCCAGGAGAUCGUUCUCCAAGCCAACGAUUUCUUGAAGAUUGGAUACGGCUCUGAUCCAGGGAACUCGUCCAAUGUCGUACUCUAUGCUGAUGACAUUGGGGGAUCGAUGGGCGAUCUGACCAUGGAUGCAGGUGAUAUAUUCAUUGAGUUUGAUGCUGAUGGAUGGUUGGGAGCACCUGGUUUCUCCCUUGAACUCCGCAUAUGGAACAUUUCAGGGCGAUAUGAUUGCAGUUCUGGGAGUAGUGUGGAUAUCAUCAGCCCAGAGGAUGUAUGUAAUCACAAGGUUGACUGCAGAGACGGUUCUGAUGAAACGAACUGCUCUGUUACUGUGGCAACAGGGGAAAAGGUUGUCUUUGAGCCAUACAGUUAUCCUCCAUAUUACUAUGCUGGAUAUGAAUACACCCGUUCAAGCUGGCAUGUUUCAUCGCAAGAUGGUGCAGAUGCUCUCAUAGUCCUGAUCGAAUUCGUCCAAUUGAAAGGGGACUCACUCGUCAUACGGAACGUCAUUGAAACUUCAAGUGGACAAGAAGGGAUUGAAUGGAUGUUGCCAGAAUAUGAAGACCUCGCUUGGAGUGAAGUUGGAGACAAGGUCUUCCCAGAGGGAGAUCUAGUCAUAGAGUUCCAUGGCCAACAUGGAGGAUCGUUUGUUCUCGGAAUACUAGCACUCCCACUGGAAGAUAUCAGCUUAUGUGCAGCUGGUGAUAAGAUCCUGCUUCCUGAAAACAACUGUAAUGGGAUUGUGGACUGCCCUGACUUAAGUGAUGAACGAGAUGAUUGUGAACCCACUCGUGUCUUUGAUAUAAAUCUUGGUGGAAAUGCUACUAUCUAUUCGGACGAAUAUCCACCCUCCAUACCCCAAAACAGACCAGUGUUUAAGACGUGGUUGUUCAGAGCAGUCAACGAUGAGCGGCUGCAGCUGCAAAUCAUCCAUCUAGAGAUGUCGAGUUUUGAUAGAUUCACACUAGGAUCUGGCCAAGACAUACACUACGAGUUAACCUUCGAUGAAUUCCAGGAAAUCGACAUAAGCAGCCUGCCACCGAUCACGCCUCCAGGAUCUUCACUGUGGAUCACGUACGUCAGAAGUACAGGAAGACAUGAUCAGCCAUCUUCUUUUCUAUUCGCCGUGACGGCUGUUGAUGAAACAGAUUUGGAAUGUGGUGAUGAUGAAGUACAAUGUGGAGGCUUGUUCUUUGAAUGUAUUGACUCUGAUUACAUCUGUGAUGGAGUUGUUGACUGCUUGGAUGGGAUUGAUGAAGUCUGUGAAUGUCGUAACAAUUACGAAGUGCGACGUGAAAAUGGACAAUGUGUCAGUCGCUAUGACCUUUGCCAGUAUGAAACUUGCACAUUUGCCUGCAAAAAUGGGCGGUAUACUCACAUGAACCUUGUGUGUGAUGGAUUCAAUGACUGUGGUGAUCGGACAGAUGAACGCUACAACUGCAAUGGAUGUGCUUCCCAUGAAUUUGACUGUGGAGAGAAAUGCAUACCCCAAAACUAUGUCUGCGAUGAAGUAUAUGACUGUGCUGAUAAAAGAGAUGAAGCAAACUGCACAUGCCGUAGCAUUGAAUUCGAGUGUGGGAGUGGAGAAUGUGUAUAUUACUGGCAAUUAUCCGAUGGGAGAUCACAAUGUAAUGAUGGUUCUGAUGAGCUUGAAGAGAACAGUCGAUAUUGUGGCGGUAAUUACUUUCAGUGCAAAGACUUCACUGCAUGUCUCAGCCGUUAUGACUUGUGUGAUGGCUUCUUAGACUGCCGAGAUGGAAGUGAUGAACUAUUCUGCCCCGGGAUUCCAUCGGAUUCGGUAGUCCUCAACCCAGGAGAAUGCUUCAGUCUAUCAUCACCUUCUUAUCCUGGCUAUGACAACCUGUUAAACUAUAUCUGGACUGUAACAGCUGCAGAGGGUUACUCUGGUUUAAGCAUAAAAUUCAUUGCCUUCCGUUUAGAAUAUAGGUAUGAUUUCUUGUACAUCGGAUCGGGCAGUUACGAUGGAAUGUACGAGUAUCUACUCACAGGGACGGACGCUAUUCAUAACUUUGGCUUAGCUGUAUCUGAUGGGGGAUACACUGAAGCAUUUCGGAAUCCACAACCACAUGACACGGAUUCUGGUUUCUGCAGUAACUCCACAUUUUACUAUGAUGGAGAAAGGUUUCCUUAUGUAAUCCACUUCAAGAGUACAGAGAUCUGGCUACAAAUGAUGACAGACUACAGUUUAACCUAUGAUGGCUUUGUCUUGCAGCUUAUCUCUACAGACUUUGAAGGUGAAGUGUUCGAGUGUUCAGACACAAUGGUUAUUCCAGCAAAUAAGACUUGUGAUUUCAUUCGUGACUGCCCAAUAGAAAAUGAUGAAGCCGACUGUUAUAUUGAAUUUGAACUAUCGUCAGAAUCUGUGGACCAACUUGUGUGGGAGAAUAACCCCGAUAACAAGACAGUGACUGUCUGGCGCAUCACAAAUACAAUUGGUUACAAUGGCUUCAAGAUUAGUGGUAUAGAGUUUCUGUUGAGUGAGAAAAGCUCUUUAGUCAUAGGGCUCGGGUCAGAUGCUACCCAAGAUGCAACAAAGGCUGUGGUCUUAUCUCAAAACUCUCCCCAGGGGUUGGAUUUAGUCUUCGACUCAGAUGUUUUAUGGGUUCGCCUGCAAAUUAAUGCAUAUACUUAUGCUGGCUUCUCCUUUCAGGUUCAACCUUUCAAUGUAACAGAAGGCCCAUUGCUUUGCAGCCAAGGCCGUGUAAACAUCAGCAGCAAUGGUGUCUGUGAUGGACAAGUUCAGUGCAUCGAUCGCAAUGAUGAAAAGAAUUGCAACGAGCCUCUUCUUCCGGAUGAUUGUGGAUUGCGACCUGCUUUGGAUGUCCAUCGUGUCACUCAUGGUGCAGACGUCAGCAUCCUGGGGGAGUAUCCCUGGCACAUAGCAUUGUACAUCAGAAAUGGUUCAUUUGCAUGUGGUGGGAGUAUUAUUGCCAAGGACUGGAUCCUGACUGCAGCACACUGCUUGUAUGAACUUGAUCCUCCAUAUCAUAUCCAAGCUGGCACUCUCACCUACGGGUUUAACAUGGAUCCUAAUGGCCAAGUGCGUGAGGCAGCCCAGACGUACAUCCAUCCGUUGUAUUAUUCGACAGAGUUUGAUAACGAUAUUGCUCUCAUCAAGCUGUCUACUCCCCUCACUUUCACUGAUGCUGUGCAGCCAGUAUGUUUGCCUGCUGUAAGGGAUGAUCUUCCAGAAGUGGGUUCUUUCGUCACUUUCACAGGGUGGGGAAGCUUUACCACCUAUCAAGGUGCCAUUCCACAAAUCCUGCAGACUGCCAGAGCACCUGUGAUACCAACCUACAUAUGUCAAAGACAGGUCUUCUCCCCCAUUGCACAGCCAUCAACGUUCUGCACGAUGUACGACACUGGAUUUCAAGAUUCAUGUUCUGGUGAUAGUGGAGGUGGAUUAGUUCAAGAGAAGAAUGGUCAGUGGACAAUCUAUGGAAUAAACAGCUGGGGACUACGUAAUUGUGGCAGUGCAUAUGCACCAUCCGGGAAAACCAGAGUUUCGAGUUACAUUGAUUUCAUCUACAAAACAAUUCGAGAGAAUCGGUUUCCCGAUCCAUACUAGCCAUCCACCAGUCCAUCUCAACUACCAACCAAUCAUCUCAACCACUAACCAGUCCAUCUCAGCCACCAACCAAUCAUCUCAAUCACCUACCAGUCCAUCUCAACCACCAACCAAUCAUCUCAACCACCUACCUAUCCAACUGUGCCUCCACCUUUACCACCUACAAAUCCUACUGAGCCACCGGAGUGAUAAAGUAAUAUGAUUGUAGUAUUGAAAAAAAUCCCCUUUUCCCCAUUUAUAUGUGCAUUAAUCACUAAUUUGCAAUUUUGCUGCCAAGAAUUGUUAGCCAUUAUGUACUUCUUCCUCUACAAAUAAGGUAGAGUAUGUUUGUACGAAAUAAAACCAAAUGAUAGCAACAACCAAACUACUGUAAUGCACAUGUUAAGUUAGUUUAUCAGCAUUUUAAGUACAUAUAAAAAGAAGUCAGAAAAUGUCCAUUUUUACUUUAUGUAUGAAUCCUGCUUCUGUAGUAUUCUGAGUAAGUUCUCAUUCGUAAAAUAGUUGCAUUUGUUGUUCAUCAGUGCAGUUUGCAAUUGAAACUUGUAUUGCUUAUUUUCUAUGUACAGGUGUAUGCGUUAGUAAUGAUAGAAUAUCGUUUGUUGUUUUUUCUUCUACAUUAAUAAGUGAUACAAAACUUGUCUAAA
Messenger RNA from Lytechinus variegatus (green sea urchin), 11246 nucleotides. RefSeq lists its product as uncharacterized. Gene Ontology annotation, biological process: proteolysis. Gene Ontology annotation, cellular component: membrane. The record is from RefSeq and is a predicted model, not a curated record. Bases 238 to 10602 code for a protein of 3454 amino acids. NCBI's taxonomy places the organism in Eukaryota, Metazoa, Echinodermata, Echinoidea, Temnopleuroida, Toxopneustidae. Gene Ontology annotation, molecular function: serine-type endopeptidase activity; protein binding. The transcript is spliced from 50 exons.